Messenger RNA from Eimeria maxima, 4077 nucleotides. RefSeq lists its product as hypothetical. The coding region runs from base 1 to 4077 and encodes 1358 amino acids. Lineage: Eukaryota; Apicomplexa; Conoidasida; Eucoccidiorida; Eimeriidae. The transcript is spliced from 7 exons. The record is from RefSeq and is a predicted model, not a curated record.
AUGAAACGCCGUUCUUGUUUGUCGAACCCCCAGGUACAGUUCGCCUUCAAGGUGGCCCUAAUCCAUCUUCUUGCCCUGUUUGCCACGUCCGCAUAUGUGUCCUGCGGACCUGUACACCCUGAAGGCGUGGAGAACAACACUCCACCUCAAUGUCCAGCCCCCCCUUCGUCCCCCAGCCAUUCUUGCGCUGUGACCACUCCAAAUGAGGGAAUAAAUUCGGCACACGAGCAAGUCUGGAACGCCGCGGAUGUGGUCCGUGCAGCAGCGGAAGCAAUGCAGGCCCAAGCAACACAAGCUUCACCUGAACAACAGGAAAAUAGCCAGGAUUCAACCCCUGCAGCAGCAGGACUUUCCGAGGGUGCCGCUGUGCAAACAUCCGCAGGUCAGGAUGCCGUAGUGGAAGCAGAAGAGAGAAGGAAUGGCUAUACUCUGAUUAGGGGCACGACUUCCGAGUCAGAGACGAACCUGACCCCAGUAGAACUCCCCGACAUAUAUGACGGGCAUUCCACUGCGCCGUUGGUGUCUUUAUCUCAAGCGGAAGCUCAACAGUUGUCCUCAUGCGAAAAUAACAUGAUCGAGGCUAUACCAAGAGGUCAGGAAGCGGACCCUCGCAGUUCCUCAAGACCCACUCAUUACGAUGCCCAGUCUCAAUACAAUCAACAUCGGGGAAGGAUAAAUCACAUAGGAGGCCGCGGGGGACGUGGCGCCCGUAUCUACGACAGCAGGCCGUCACUAGACGAGGCUGCUGUCCCCAUCAAGCCUCACUCCUACAACAACCACCCUGACGCCAGCACACAACAAAGAACCUGGGGACCCAGACGUGUGGGAGGAGCAUACAUCGUCGAUAGACAAGUACCUUUGCAUCCUCAGCAAUUGCAUCCUCAGGAAUUCUCCGGGCAGUACACACAGCAACAGCCACAACUACAACUCCAACAAGAAAAGCAGCCAGCAUGGUGGCCUAUGCAGCAACAGCCUCAUUUACAACCACAACACCAGCAGCAACACCAGGCACAAGAGCAACCUCACGAGCAACAGCAACACCAGUCGCAACAGCAGCCUCAGCAAGAACAGUCGCAACUGCAGCUACAACAAGCACUACAGCUACAGCAGCAGUCAUACCUGCAGUCACAUAUCAAGCCUCACUAUAUUUCCCACCAGCUGUGGCAACAAUAUCUACAACACUAUGGUCGUUGCGGCGGCAUACCCCGUCAAGAACUUCCCCAGUUCCUGAUCCACGGUCACCGCACGUACAUUGCAAACAAUCGAGGAGUUUGGAGCAAAAUUAUUGCCUCCGGCUAUUACCAGCAGUCCCAUCUACCAAAUGGAUACUUCAUGCCUAAUACACCGGGAUAUAUGUUUCCCCCGCCACCCCCUCCACCACAGCGCGACUCCGCUCGAAAUUCUGGACCCACGGAUGUUCCAGACGGGGAGUCCCGCCCUUUGUCUCCAGACGAGAUACAGUUGGUGAUAGAACAGCCAAUGCUAACAAACCAGCAGCAUCGACCGCAGCAGCAAGAACAGCAGCAAGCACAACCAAACCAGCAACCUGAGGAGACAAAGGAAGCUGGCGUCAACCAGCAGAGCCAGCAGACAGAGCAAACAGAGGAACAGAAUAAUCAGCAGCAAAACUACAAUGGCAGAACACAUGGAGAGCAGCAUCAUGAACAACGAUAUAGGCAGGGAUGGCAGCCGCAGCGUGGUGGACAUCAAUCCUACGCGCAACAGCGCGCAAACCUGCAGCGGCAGCAACAAUAUUUGCUGGCGCAGUCUAGGUACUUGGAGGAGCAGCACUUUCAGCUGGAAGAGCAGUGGCAGGCUUACCGUGAGAGGCAAUCCUCGAGGGCGCAGAAAGAAAGGCAAGAGAAAGGCAAAGACAGAGAAGAGAAGAGCCACCCCAAUAAGCCAGGCGCUGGCGAAGAGGCAAUCCGUGAGGAGCUGAUGCAACAGCAGGCACACUUGGAGCAACAGUGGCAACAUCUACGACAGGAACAAGCUUACCUGGAACAGCAGCAAGCCCACCUAGAACGACCAAGCCUGAGGAACAUGGGCCUCCCGUACAAUCACAGACGCUGGCAGCGACCACGCGUUUCCGAUGGGGAGCAAAGAGAUUUGCAGCAGCAGCAGCAAUACCUGGAGCAGCAACUCAGAUUCUUACAAGAGCAGCAAGAGUAUCUCAACCACCAACAAGGGAAGUGGCAGCAUCCCAGGUUCGUGCAGGAACGCAUUGUAUACCUUGAGCAGCAACAUCGGUACCUCGGAAAGCUGCAGCGGCGGCAGCAACUUCACUCUAGCAUCAUUAGCAGCGGUGGAAACCCGAACGACGUCAACGGUAACCACAGGCACGUUGUUCCCGCUUGGGUUCCUGAUCCCACGCCGAUGGGAUUCUACGACAGCACUGGGUUGUGGAUUCCUUACGGAAUGGAGGAUUAUCACAAGCAGCAGUUAGAGCAGGCGCGGGAUAAAAUACAAGAGGAACGAGAGGCGCUGCAGGCCGAGCUCGACAGACGCGAGCAACAAGGAGACCCCAGAUACUUUGCAGGCAAGAACGGCAGACGUCAUGGAGGUUCCCCUUAUCACCCACCAGGAAACAUGCACCACUACCCUCACCGUGACGCACUUCAUAUCACCGGGCAAGGCGGUCGCGCGGCUGACAGACACACCCCACACUUCCCUCAGAUUCCCAGAGGCAUGGGAACCCAGCAUGGUUACCGUGGUGGACCCCAACUCUCUCGAGCCCCGUGCAACGCCAACGGAGUGCCUCUCCAUAUUUUCCGUGAUGACGUCGAAUACGCAAGAGCUGUGUGGCGGCGCAUGUCCGGCAAGUUGAGGCACCAACUCUUCUUAAUGAAGGAACAACGCAAGCGCAAAGAAAGGCAAUUGGCUCAACGUAGGCAACAACCGCACGACGAACAGCAGCAACAGCAGAGUGAAAACUUGCCGGAGAACCAUCAAGAAAAGGAAGAGCUGGAGCCUUCUACACAAAGCCAGGCGCAGGAGACACAUGUAAAUACCAGCGCACUUCGCCCACAGGAAUAUCAUGAUGAGAAUUUAAUGAGACCAGUUAUCAACUUGGAGGAAACGGCAGCUCCCAGCCAAUCCGCCGGCAUCCCCCGUGAAAGUGACAAUGCAACAGGUCUAGAAGGUUUGCCUUUUCUGGACAGUAGUACUUUAAGCUAUCGGACUCCGCGGGAACAACACGGAGGGAGUGCCCCUAGCAAUGCAGAUCCUCGAACAAUAGCGGCUCUAGCAGAAAAUUCACGGGUGCCGGCAGCCUUGGAGGAUCUGUACGAGGCACUGAGGUCUUGCGACCCCCGACUUCAAGCCCCGGAGGAAGAGGCUGCUGCAUGGGCACCGAGAGAGCAGCAUGGCAUCUCUGCAAUGGAAAUGCUUCUCAGAAGAGCCAUGCUACGGUACUUGGGAGAAGGCCGUUGGACCAACUAUGAGGGCUUUGUCACUUCACAGGCGGCAGCCCUGAGGUUGAAUGAGGACGAGAUUCAUUAUAUGCACUUGGGGUUCUACUUGGACAUCUUUAAUCAGCAUGCCACUCAACAUGUCGCUGACAUGUUGAGGGAGCACCGAGGCAGGGCCCGAGGCUUCAAUAACAGGCGUAAUGCAUCCCGCCAAGGUCUCUGCGUUAAUCCAGAGAAUGGCCGGGAAUGCAGUAAUGCUAGGGAGGACCUCCAAGAUCGCCUUCGACUGGUGCAGAUCCUGCAGGAUAGGUACAGGACCCAGAUUGAGCACAGGAUUGAGGAAGCUCGUGCUACGCUUCUGAGACCUCGCCAAGUGUCGCAACCACGCACGCGUGCUCGAGGCUCCGCAUUCAAUGCUGGUCAGAAUCCUUCCAGUCAUCCCCAGAGAAACCAGGGACGCACUGCUCCUCAAAAUUCCACGAACGAGUCUCUAGACUCCACAAGACCUCAAGACGCAUCUUCUCAUCCAGAGCCAAACGCCGCCGAUGCCGCAGGAGUGGAAACAAUUAGGGAGAACAGGGUUAGUGAAGAAGCGCAAGCAGACGACAGCACAACAACGAACUGCCAAAGUGCCAUUUGUAGGAACCACCGAAGGCCCUCUGCAUAG